Molecule: messenger RNA, 552 nt
Organism: Cladocopium goreaui
Lineage: Eukaryota; Dinophyceae; Suessiales; Symbiodiniaceae
Source: the annotation of a GenBank genome assembly
AUGGAAGUGCAGUUGGCAGAUGGACUUGCCGGGCUCUUUGGGGCGUGGGGUUUCAACAAAGCUUUCAUGAGGAACUGGUUGGCGCAUCAGAAUCUUCCAGAUGAGGAGAUGCGUGACAUCCCAAAUCCCUGGAACGAAAUGCAAUUGCACAUCAGCUACAAAUUCGCACAGGCAUUUUCCGUGAUCGGCCUUGGCAUAGGAUUGGUGAUGACUCGCAAGCCCAAUCGCUAUCGGAAGAUUGGGCAGGCCACGCUCCUUGGGAGUUGCUUUGGUGCCGGUCCUGCAGGCUUUGCUGCAUGGCACUUCAAGAGUUCCACAUUGAAUGAGGAGGAGAUUUACGACAGAGCCUAUCGUUUGCGCUACAAUCGGCACCAGAUCCGCGUCGAUCAAGGCUUCGAGUUCGGAAACAUCCUGGGACUCGUGGCUGGUUUCCUCGUCUCGCGAGGUAGCCUGGGAGCUGCCUUGGCAGAUGCUGGUCUGGUGGGAGCUCUUGGGAUGUUUGGCGCUAUGAGUUACAUCGCCUACGCCAAGCCUGACAAACUCACCUGGUGA